AAAGCAAUACAAAAACCUCAAUACUUUUAAAACUAUUUAAUAAUUACCGUUAGUUUUAAACAUCGUAAAGUUCCAUUUUUAUUUUGAAUGGUUCUUAUCCUGGCUAAACUCAAGGUCAUUAAAUGUGAGGUUAUUGUUGUUAUUGACUGUUAUGACUUGGGCUACAAAAGGAAAGCGGCAAAAACUACAAAAUCUAACUAUAACUCAUAUUUUACUUAAUUCUGUUUGUUAUAUUUCGUGAUUUCGACGUUUUUGUGACUCAAAAUGUCACUUAUAUACAUCAAUACAGACACUACCAUCACACCAGCAGAAUCUGAGGUGAAGACAGAAUCACACACCACUGAUGAGCAGUCACAAACCCAGAGUGAGGCUCAGGCAGCCCUCAGUCAGUUUUGGGCUAAAGCCAUGGAAGAAAUUCGUGCAAUUCGCGUCAUGGACUUGAAACAACAAGUUCUACCCCUGGCAAGAAUCAAAAAGAUCAUGAAACUGGAUGAGGAUGUGAAGAUGAUCUCAGCAGAAGCGCCACUUUUGUUUGCCAAAGCCGCCGAGAUUUUUAUUCAUGAACUAACGUUGCGGUCAUGGAUUCACACCGAAGAUAACAAACGGCGCACGUUGCAAAGAAACGACAUUGCGAUGGCAAUCACGAAAUUUGACCAGUUUGAUUUCCUUAUUGAUAUUGUGCCUAGAGAUGACAUCAAACCCAACAAGCCUAAAGAGGAAGGCGUCGCCAGAGCCGUGGUGAAUCCAGAGUAUUAUCUGCAGUUGGCCCAACAGCAUCAUCAUUCAUUACAGCAGAAUGUCACGACUCAGGCGCAACCUACAAGUUCAGCGAUACAGAUUGUCCAACCACAAGUUCAGACUGUGCAGGUUAAUCCAUUGGAACAGACAACUGCAAGUACAUCUGCAACGCCGACAACCCAACAUGCACCUGUGUUAAUUCAGCAACCCGCAGCGCAGGCAGCGGCGGCUCAGGCGCAAUCUCCAACUGGUGGAAUUCAAAUUGUUCAACAAAUUGUUACACCUAAUGGAGAAGUACAACAAAUACCGAUACAACUCUCUCCGCAACAAUUACAAAUGAUUCGAAUGCAAUUGGCGAACAACACAUCGCAACCGUUGAUUAUUCAAGCCGCGCCAAUUCAACAACCCACUCAACCCCAAAUUAUUCAGGUCCAAGGAAGUGGCGGCCAACAAGUUUACUUAACACAAAGCAACGGCAGUACCGAAAGCGAAUGAUCUACAAGAUUACACAAUAUUAUUUAAACACGCAUUAUUUUUAUAAUUUAAACUAUUUUUCUCGCGUUACGACGAGCGUCAUAAGAAAAAUAAACAUUGACACAGUG
Molecule: messenger RNA, 1340 nt
Organism: Dalotia coriaria
Lineage: Eukaryota; Metazoa; Arthropoda; Insecta; Coleoptera; Staphylinidae
Product: nuclear transcription factor Y subunit gamma
Exons: 6
Coding region: 265-1233 (322 amino acids)
Biological process (GO): regulation of transcription by RNA polymerase II
Cellular component (GO): CCAAT-binding factor complex; nucleus
Molecular function (GO): DNA-binding transcription activator activity, RNA polymerase II-specific; protein heterodimerization activity; RNA polymerase II cis-regulatory region sequence-specific DNA binding
Source: RefSeq, a predicted model, not a curated record